This is a messenger RNA of Hylaeus anthracinus, 2555 nucleotides long. RefSeq names its product dnaJ homolog subfamily C member 21. Lineage: Eukaryota; Metazoa; Arthropoda; Insecta; Hymenoptera; Colletidae. The transcript is spliced from 2 exons. Gene Ontology annotation, cellular component: cytoplasm. Bases 227 to 2152 code for a protein of 641 amino acids. The record is from RefSeq and is a predicted model, not a curated record. Gene Ontology annotation, molecular function: nucleic acid binding; zinc ion binding.
AGAUAAAGAAAUGUGACAAGUGUACCGUGUUGUACCGUGCACCUAUAGAAAUAAAGUUAAUUUUAUGUAUGGUGGGAUUUUUUAUAUGACCAAACAUAACCUGAAAUUUGAUGCUCAACUUAGUGAAAAUAAGUUACAUCUUGCACAUGAUUUAUAUAGCUUUGUAUUACGUGAGAUUACACAUCAAUUUUUAACAUUGGAGUAAACAAUAUUAUUCAUUGUUACAAUGAAAUGUCACUACGAGGUACUAGGAGUAGCACGAAAUGCAUCUGAUAAUGACUUGAAAAAAGCUUAUAGGAAACUGGCAUUGAAAUGGCAUCCUGACAAAAAUUUGGAGAAUAUAGAGGAAGCAAAAGAACAAUUUCAAAUUGUUCAACAAGCUUGGGAAGUAUUAAGUGAUCCUCAUGAACGUGCUUGGUAUGAUAAUCAUCGUGAAGCUAUCUUAAAAGGUGGCAUUGGCGAAGAUUACAAAGAUGAUUCUAUCGAUCUCUUCCAAUAUUUCUCAACCACUUGCUUUAAAGGAUAUGGAGAUGAUGAAAAAGGAUUUUUUACUGUUUACCGCAAAGUUUUUGAAAAACUUACGGUUGAAGAUGCAGAAUUUGCAAAAGAAGGAGAUUCGGAUGAAGAUGUUCCAGACUUUGGGAAUUCAACAAGUUCAUAUGAAGAAGUUGUUCAUACUUUUUAUGCUUAUUGGCAAAGUUAUAGUACAAAAAGAUCGUUUGCCUGGUUAGAUCCUUACGAUGUAAGGAGUGCUCCUAAUAGAAAAGUUGCACGUCUUAUUGAAAAAGAAAAUAAGAAGAUUCGUGAUAAAGCUAAAAGAGAAAGAAAUGAACAAGUAAGAAAUUUAGUUGCUUUUGUACGUAAACGUGAUAAACGAGUCCAAGCUCAUGCAGCAAAGCUUGCUGAACGUGCCAAAGAAAAUUUGAAAAAAGUGGAAGAACGGAAAAAGCAGCAAUUAUUAGAACGACAAAAACAAUUGAAAGAACAUAAAGAAUCUGAGUGGUCUAAAUUUUCAAACAUGGAAGGUGAACUUAAAAAUAUUGAAGCUAAUCUUGCUCAAGAAUUUGGUGAAAAUUUAUCUUCUGAUGGAGACACUGAAGAUGAAAACACUGUAGAUGAUAAUACUCUUUACUGUGUAGCUUGCAAUAAAAUAUUUAAAACACAUAAAGCAUUUACAAAUCAUGAAAAUUCUAAAAAGCACAAAGAUAAUAUUGUUAUUAUGAAGGCUGCGAUGAUAAAAGAUGAUAAAGAAUUUGAAAGUUCUCCAGAUAGUGAUAUUAGCUCGCAAACAACUUCAGAAAGUGAAAGAAAAUUGGCAACAGAUUCGCAAAUGCCUGAUUUUCUGCUAAAUUCUGUUCAAAAUAGCUCAUAUAAUGAAGGUAAUACUAAGGAAGAAAUUUCAGAAGAAGAAUUAAUAUCAGAUGAUGAAGAUUUGAACAACUCAACAAAAGUUAAAGGUAGAGAAUCUCACAUGGAAGGAACUUCAUUUGCUGAAGACCCUCAGAUGGGUGAUGCUAUUUAUGUUCCAUCUAAACUAAUUGAAAAUGAUAAUGAUUGUGUCACUUCUGAGGAUGAGCUUAUUUCUGAUCAAGAAGACGAAGAAGUUCUACAACCUAAAAAACAAAAGAAGAAGAAAAAACGAAAGAAUGUUCAGAAUCCAUUGGCAGAGCAAGUUAGCGACGAAGAAGAUACAAGUAUUAAUGAGGAUAUAUUUUUAUCAAAAAAGCAACGUAGAAAGCAGCAACAAAAAAAGGCAAUGUUAAGUAAAGUUGUAGAAAAUAAUCAGCAGAUGUCCAAUGAGAAAGAGGAGAUCGAAGAUCAUGCAGAGAAAGAAGUCGAUGAAGCAGAAUUAUUUUCUGAUAGUCUAGAAACAAAUAACACAAUUAAUGAUAAACUUAGAAACAAAAAGGCUAAAAAUGCAAAAAAAUUAAAUAGCGAAACUAAAAGUAGAAAAGAUUUACAAGUUACAGAAACUGCAGAUUCAGUCCACCUUUGUAUCACAUGUAAAGCUGAAUUUCCUAGUAAAAAUAAAUUAUUUGAACAUUUGAAACAAAAAGGACACUCUGUAUAUGUUCAGAACACAGUGAAAAAUAAGAAAAAUCAUGAAAGGUUAAGCAAAAGCAAAAGAAACAGUGACAAACAGAGUCAUUAAUUGUAUACAAAAAACAUACAUAAUGUAGCUUAAUUUAUUGUAAUUAGCUCAAGGGAUGAGAAAGAUAUUCAAUUAAUAAAGUUAUGCUAUAAAUUAUAAUGUGUUAUUGUAUCUUUUACACAUAUUAUACAUGUUUAUACCUUGUCCAAAUUAAAUGUUUAAAUAAAGAAAUUAUUAAGGAAUUAUUCAAUAAAUUGUAUAGCAUUUGCAAUGUCAGUAUCUAAAGUAUGAAUGUAAUAACAACAACAAAAUGUGAUACCGUUUAUUUGUAGAAAUUUCGAAUAAAAGUAAUUUGGGGUAUACUGUAUAAAUUCGAAAUGUUAUUUAAAUUUUAUGUUAGAUUUAAUACUAAAACAUAAUGUAUACAAAUUUAAUUUAUGCCUGCAAAAUGUUUAUACUUGAA